Molecule: messenger RNA, 1126 nt
Organism: Phragmites australis (common reed)
Lineage: Eukaryota; Viridiplantae; Streptophyta; Magnoliopsida; Poales; Poaceae
Exons: 1
Coding region: 342-824 (160 amino acids)
Source: RefSeq, a predicted model, not a curated record
GAUACGGUACUACGCCGACAACUAGUACUCGUACUUGUUCUUCACUCAUCAUGCGCCCAUGUACGUACAUAGAUAUUAAAAUACUGGGUGGCACUUGGACCCAAACCACUGAACCAGUCACGACCCACGAGCCGACUUGCGUCGCCGCGCCGCACACCUCCCAAUCCAAGGCUCGCGCGAGCCGGAGGCCCGGAGCCCCCACCCCGCCUUCUUCUACUACAAAAGGCGCACGCCCAAAUGCCUCGCAGCCCCGCUCCCGCACACUCCUCACUCUCGCCGCCGAGCCGUGACUCCAGAGCAGAGCACUCCGCCUCCGUGAAGCAGAGCACCGCCACCGCACCAUGAAGCGAACCAGAGCGCAGCAACCCAAGGUGGUCCAGGAGCCGCAGGACGCCGCCGCCGCGAACCACAACCCCAAGCCCCAGCGCCGGGCCAAGCAGCCGAGGCAGCCCAAGGGCGCGGCCAAGAAACCCACCGCGACGGUUCGUGGCGCAGCGGUCGCGGCCGCUGCCACCGCGGCUGGUGACGCUGCAGCCGCUGCGUCUCCCGGGGCGGAGACGGCGCCCACCGUGCCGGACGUGUGCAGCAUCGGGGAGGGGGAGGCGGACGCCCACACCGUGGAGUGGGACCUCGACGGCGGCAUCAGCAACGGGUCGUGGUGGACAUGGGGCGUGGAGGAGGAGAAGCUGCUCGGGUGGUUCCCCUUCGUGGAGGAGGACUUCCGUUGCCUCGGCGGUCGUGGGGGUGACGCCGAGGUUGCCUUCGACGACGACAUUUGGAGGAUCCACCAAAUCUACGAGAUACCCAAUUACGCCGCCAAGUGACGGGAUUCCCUGCAUUCCGUGAAUCUAGAUAGGAACCGAGCUGGUGCUGCUGCUUUUGCUCAUCUUGUUCUGGCCGGAGAAGGUUUUGGUACAGGAAUGGGGAAUGUGGCAAUCGAGAAGAUGUAGGUGAGCUAGCUUGUUAAAUAGGGAUGCUAUGCAAGUCGCAAUGAUGCAAUUCCAAGUGCUUCUUCGUUGCUCCCAUCGAUCGUGCAGUCUGUGCCCUGCUUGAUUCCGUGCGUUUGUUUCUUCAUGUUGCGCAAUCUUCUCCCGUUCUUAAUGAAGUUGUGCGCGUCCAUGAAAUU